AUGAUUAUUAACAAAGACAUAGUUAAUAUAUGUAUACCAACAUCCUCACCACUACCACCAUCAUCACUGUUUCGCGUGUUUUUUAUCGAAAGAAGCCUUAGAUCGAACCGUGAUAUGUUAUCCUCCGCCCACUCCACACCAGCAAAGCGCGGCCGUGGCCGCCCCAAGAAGAUCCGCCGCCGCCGGCCUCCCACCGCCGCCGCCGCCGCCGACGCAACCGCUGCCGCUGCCGCGACGGGCGUUCCCCCCUCCGAUACUGAGAAGCUGCUGGCAUUUACGCUCUGGGGGUUCCAGGGGCCCCCUUCGCGGGCGAUGCAAGAGCUCGCGUGCCGGGGCACUCGCCGCGAGCUUGAACGCCGCAACCCGGCGGCCGCCCUCUCCCUUGCCUCUCGGCCCAACUAUACGUCCGCGCUGGGACAGGUGGUGGGUGACCUCCGUGACGGGGCGGUAGGCACGGAGAACGGGCAGUGUAAGCACUGCGCGCGCGGCCUGGGCCCUUUUAAGGGCUGCGUGACCGUGGAGGGCUUCUUUGGCAAGGCCUGCGCCAACUGUGCCAUGCACAGUGAGGCGUCGCGCUGUUCCCUGCGCUUUCCGUCAGGGGUCAUUAACGGUUAUAUAGCCCGUUCAAGCGGCCACAAGCGGCACCGCGAGGUGGUGGAGGAGGAGGAGGAGGAGGAGCAGAAAGAGAAAGAAGAGAAGAAAAAGACUGCCGCUACCGCUGCUGCCGCUACCGCUGCCGCUACCGCUGCUGCCACCGCUGCCGCCGAUAAGGCCGGCCGUGUAUCCUUACCCGGUAGCGAGGACUCCGUGGCCCUCGCCAGCCGCACCCUCGCCGCCGCCCGCGCCCUCCCCUCCACCGCCCUCCCCUCGGCCCUCUGGCACGACCUGGCCAAUACAGCCAACAUUGAAGCCGUACAGUUAUCGGCACAGGCAUCUAUGCUUGCCGCCGCCGCCGCGAACGCCGAGGCCGCCGCUGCCAUGGUCCGUGAGAGGGCCCUCACGUACCGCGCGCACGCCCGCGAGGCCGAGGAGAUUGAGGAUGAAGAGUGGGAGGCGGCCGGCGGGGCCCCGGCGCCCGAUAGAGACACCACAGACACCAUCGACACCACCGAGCACCUGCACCGUCAGCUUGUAGUAUAG
Molecule: messenger RNA, 1140 nt
Organism: Aspergillus saccharolyticus JOP 1030-1
Lineage: Eukaryota; Fungi; Ascomycota; Eurotiomycetes; Eurotiales; Aspergillaceae
Product: DUF3716 domain-containing protein
Exons: 4
Coding region: 1-1140 (379 amino acids)
Source: RefSeq, a predicted model, not a curated record